Saccostrea cuccullata (small rock oyster) is the source of this 2535-nucleotide messenger RNA. RefSeq names its product leucine-rich repeat-containing protein 74A-like. The record is from RefSeq and is a predicted model, not a curated record. Bases 23 to 1465 code for a protein of 480 amino acids. Gene Ontology annotation, molecular function: protein binding; calcium ion binding. The transcript is spliced from 14 exons. NCBI's taxonomy places the organism in Eukaryota, Metazoa, Mollusca, Bivalvia, Ostreida, Ostreidae.
ACAUUUCAAGCACAUCUUGAUAAUGUCGUCAACGGAAAUAGGAAUGUCAGUUAUUGAAGAAGAGAGUACGGAUAUUCCGUCUACUCCAGACAGUCAAGAAAAGGGAAAAAUAAAAUCUGGAUUCACAAGAGAGAAAAACCAAACUACAGAAGAGGAUCAAGAUACGGACCUGGAGUUAGAAGAGGAGAAGGAGGAGUUUGACGUGACGGGCCGUAACCAGUAUCUGGCCGUGUGUAAAUCUCUGGGCGUUAUCCCCUCCUCUUAUUUCCUCCGACACAUGCAAGACAGUACUUUAUCACUAAGGCACCAUGGUAUUGGAAGUCGGGGGGCUAAGGCGAUCUCAUUCCCGCUCAUGAACAACACAUCAGUGAUAACUCUAGACCUUCAGGAUAACUGGCUGGAGGGGGAGGGGGGCGAGAGCAUGGCCAGAAUGCUGAAAGAAAACUGCUACAUAACAGAUCUGGAUAUCUCAGAGAACCGACUCGGUAGUAAGGGAGCGAAAGCCUUGUGUAACAUGCUGACAAGUAAUACAACAUUAAAAAAGAUCAACCUCUCUGGCAAUUUGUUUUCUGAUAGCGAUGCUGGAUACUUUUUAGAAGCUUUAAGUGAGAACAGCAGGCUUAAAAAUGUGAAUUUGAGUCACAAUGAAUUCUCUGACAACGCUGCGCCGGUUCUCGGACAAGCUAUAGCUGAGAACGAGACUAUAGAAGAAUUAGACUUGAGUUGGAAUUUCUUUAGACGAGGCAGCACUCUUAAACUUUGUGAAGGGAUCUGGAGCAAUUGCAGACUGAAAGAGAUUAAUUUGUCCAUGAACGGUUUUGGAGACGAGGGGGCGCUCGCUAUAGCAGAGAUCUUAAAGAGAAGCAUCACGCUUUAUGUGAUGGAUAUAAGUUAUAACCGAAUUUCUAGAACAGGCGCAACUGCGAUCGGCAAAGCGCUUGAUCAGAACGAUGCCUUGCGAACUCUAAGGAUAGGGCAUAAUCCUUUUGGGGUAGAAGGAGCCAAAGACAUCCUAAAAGGAGUGGGCUGCGAACAUUGUGUAAUUACACAGUUAGAUCUGUCGGGUGUAGAGGUUGAUAAAGAGUUUAGAGAAUUGAAGCAAGUUCUGGAAGAAACUAAAGAGCUCCACGUUACACAUGGUGUUGUUCUAAGUGAUUACGUAAUCAAAGUCAAACCCCAAAAAGCAAAGGAACAAAUGUUCGGUGUCCAGAUUGCUGAUAUCACCCCUUCAAAUAUUCUUCAAGUUAUCAAACAGUAUAGUCAGGAGCAGGACAUUAAACUCGGAGAUGUGUUUGUAAGCUUAGAUAGGAAGAAGAUGGGCUCUGUGACAAUUCAGGAGUUUAUUCAAGGCCUACAGAGUUGUGGUUUUGAAAUCCUAGAGUCUCAGAUGUCGACACUAGUAGAUCUUCUAGAUGCCAUUGCACCUGAAAACCUCAUAAAUUACAGCAUCUUUAAGAGCAAGUAAGGAGAAUAUAGGAUCAUUAAAAGUAAAACGACCGGGAACUUAUUUGAUAUUAUAUUGUAUUACCACCAGAAUAUCUUUUUAUGUACUUAGUAUUGCAUGCCUAAGCUAUUUUUGUUAAUACUACAUUAAUAUUGAAUGCUAAAUUUGGGAAUACGUGAUGGACAGUAUACAUGUUGGAUUAUAUUUGCUUUCAAAAUACCACUUUUUAUAUAAGAUUUAAGCCAAAAAUAAUCUUAUAUUGGACGAAUCCUCGAAAUUGCAACUACUAAGCAACAUAUAUUUGCAUGAAAGUUUUCAACCAAACCCAUUAAAACAAUGGGCAUAAUUGCUACUGUUCAAAUAGUAAAUUAAAUUUUGAAAAAAAUGAAUGUAAGGUUAAAAAGUGACAAAAUAUUGUUAGCAAAUUCAACAACUGAAUAAUAUAAAAAUGGUACUAAAAUGAUAUUAUAAUUUGAUUUCAAGGUACCUUGCAUUCAUAAAUAUAUAAAAAUAUCCUUUUCCUUGCAUGAAGUGGCAAAUUUGAAGACAAAAAAAAAUGGCUCCAAAAUUGGAUUCAAAGAAAUUGUCAUAAAGAAAUAAUCAAAAACAAUAAAAUAAUCCAUCAAGUUACUCAAAAUUAAAGAUCAGUUUGGAGUGGAACCUGCAUGGAACUGGUUUUUUUCCCAUGUGAACAUUCUUAUUACACUAAAUCUUGUUCAAUGCAGCACUAGUCGUUUUACGCUCUCUUUAUCCAUAAUGUUGCCGGAUUUCGAAAAUCGAUCAUAUCAUUCAGAGAAAGCACGAUCAGGAAUACGUCACUGAUGAAAAAAUUGCCUCGUUUUGUAUUCAGUAGUUGUGUUGUUUUACCUGUGUUAGUAAGACCGUGUAUCCUGGGGGACGUUGGCCUUUUUUAUCCGCAAUGUGUUUUUGUAAUGGGAGAGUCCUUGGUGACUGAACUCGUCUAAGAUUCUUAUAUUGGUAUAAUGAAUCAACACAGAUACAAGUAAUCUGUCUAUUAAUUUUCUAAGUAUAGUUCUUGCUGAAAAUUUGUAGCUUGAUAAUAAAAUGCACAGAAGCACUGUUCGAUAAAU